GUCAUCCACCAUCUCUGUCACUUAAAAACAGUUGAGAUUAGGCGUCUCCCCAGUUUGUUAAUGAAUCCUAGACUGUGGGUUGCCUUUGUACCUUUAAUUACGUUUGUGAUAUGCGAUCCUUGCUAUAAAACCAAGUCUAUUUUAGCACUAACCCUACAAAAUUUUAGGAACUUAACAAAAGCUAAUGUGUGCGCGUUGGACUUUACUUUGACCUUGUUAUAAACUUAGUUUCUUUUCUUUUAUCUUUAAAAAUCGGGAAACUUAUCAAAAUACACCUAGCUUUUUACCAAUUGAAGAGUCUCUUGUUCAACUAUUUCUACUCAUGAUCAAGUGUAUUUUGACAGGUAUUUUGAAAUUAAGUAAAUAGCAUAGGUAACCUAUUAAAAAGUUAUGUAUAUUUUGAUGAAUUUCCCUUACAAAUAUUUUUUAUUUGGUUAGGUACAAAGUUGAUUUACGUGAAUUUUGCUGUGUGUAUUUACAAAAUUGAGCCUUAUACAAGACUCUAAAAUGUGAGCACAAAAUUGAGAAAUGUAGAAGAUUUUACUUCUCCUUAGCAAGGAAACUUGCCUCCCUAAUAGGCCCCUUAUGAGAGUAUUUAAGGUCAAUGUAGUUAUGAUAUGCCGAAUUUCUUCAAAUACUUUUCUCCAGGCCCAGAGGCAAUGGAUACCUUUUUUAAUUUUUUUAUUUGUAUAUAUUUUUUUCCUGAAUAUUAACUUGGGACCAAGUGAGAAUGGAGUUCUUGGCCAUCGAAUCCGCCAUCGUGAGCAUCUUCUGCAUGAAAUAUUCCCUAAGUUGACCCGACCCGACCCGAUUAUCACUCUCUCUCUACCCUAAUAAAGGGUGUCCUCUGUCUGUGUAUGGGGUCCACAAACAAGUCUUUUUACUUGUUCUGCAUUUUUCUGCUAUGUCCUCUCGUGAUCGCGAAGCCAUCCUCUCUCUCUCUCUCCUCCCUGUUUCUCUCUCUAGGUCUUAACGCAUCUCUCUCCCCCAGAUCUCCAUUCUCACUCUAAGCCCAUCUCUCUCUCUCUCUCUCUCUCUCUCUCUCUCUCUUCAAUGGCAUCGCACCACUGUCACCACCACCACGCCUGCUGCUGCUGCCAGCAACCCCACCACUCUCUCUCCUCCCCACCACCACCGCCACCCUCUCUUUCCCCUUCCCACUCUCUCUCUGACCCUCUCCUCCAAUCGAUAGCCUCUCAUCUCUCUCACCUCCUCUCUCCUCAUCCACCCCAAAACCCACCUCUCCACCAACUCCAUCGACGCAUCUCAGCCCUCGAAUCCGCCCUCCGCCACUUAUCGGUCAAUCCCAGCCGCCCAUCUCCACCACCACCUCCCACGCACUUUUUCUCUCUAAAAGAGCGUGCUCUCUCUCUAAAAGACGCAGCAGCUCGAACCAUCCAAACCCACUUCCGGGCCUUCUUGGUUCGACGCUCUCGAACACUUCGGCACCUCGAAAAUCUCUCUACUGCAAAAACCCACCUCAAAAGCCUACAGCUUUCUCUCUCCAACCCUUCUUUUCUCUCUCUACUACGAAACAGGGUGCUCGUGAGGCAGGACUUUGCAGAGAAAGCCAUGAGCCUCCUCAUCAAGAUUGAUUCCAUUCAGAGUGGGAAUGUAAUGAUCAGAGAAGGCAAGAAAUCCAUAACCAGAGAACUAAUUCAUCUAAUUGAAUUGAUUGAUUCAUAUAGUAAUCACAAAGGGGCUAAUAAAAAAUGGCCCCAUGUCAAGAGCAAAUAUUUGAAGUUUAGGGUUUCUGAUGAUCACAGUCAAACCUCAUUAGAAGAACUCAAGAAAGAAGUUGCUCAUCUUGAUUUGGGUUUUGGGGUUUCCAUCAAUGAUGUCAAGAGCAAAGAUUUGACGUUUGGGGUUUCCAAUAAUCACAGUGAAACCUCAUUGGAAGAACUCAAGAAAGAAGUUGCAGAACUUGAUUUGGGCUUUAGGGUUUCCAUGAAUGAUAGGAGAACCCAUUUCGAUGAAAUCUCCAGUGGCCUUGAAGGCAUGAUUUCUAGGGCUUGGGAGGAUGACCAACAGAUGAUUUCUAGGGUUCGUGAAAAUGUUCAUGACCCAGUAGAAAUGCAACAAAAUGAGAUUAUUUCUAGGGUUUGUGGAAAUGGUCAUUUCCCAAUGGAAAUGACACAAGAUGAGAUGAUCUCUAGGGUUUUGGAGUGUGAUGAGGGCACACAUUUGGACUCUGGGGUUUAUGGUAAGACAUAUGGGAAACAAGGAGAAAUUGGGCUUUGUGCCCCAAAGCCUUUGCACAUGGAGCCUAGAAUAAGUGAUUUGAUGAAAGACGUCACGAAGAGGGUUGUUUGAGAUCUCAUGGAAUUUUGCAGAUUGCCUUGUGUUUUAGUUGUUCUUUUAGCGAUUGAUGUUGUAACAUUAGGGUUUUGAGUUUUAUUCAAACUGUGGUGGAGAGGCCUUCAAAAUUUGUGAGCUUUUUUUUUAGGGUUUUGCACCACUCCUCACCCUCUUGUUGUAUGAAAAUUGGACAGCAACCCAUUUAACCUGGCUAUUUCCUGUUUGUAAA
This is a messenger RNA of Amborella trichopoda, 2527 nucleotides long. RefSeq lists its product as uncharacterized. Gene Ontology annotation, biological process: protein folding. The record is from RefSeq and is a predicted model, not a curated record. Gene Ontology annotation, cellular component: plasmodesma. NCBI's taxonomy places the organism in Eukaryota, Viridiplantae, Streptophyta, Magnoliopsida, Amborellales, Amborellaceae.